Messenger RNA from Dentiscutata erythropus, 3396 nucleotides. The record is from the annotation of a GenBank genome assembly. NCBI's taxonomy places the organism in Eukaryota, Fungi, Glomeromycota, Glomeromycetes, Diversisporales, Gigasporaceae.
AUGAAUUAUUUUCAAUUUUAUGAAGAAUCUCAAUCUAUUGGUAUUACGAAUUAUGAAGUAAUAGUCAUUAACGAUGAAGGAGAAUCAUCAUACGAUUUAAAGAAUUUAGAUAAAUCGAUGAGAUUAGAAGAAGUGCGUCAACAUUUAUUUUUUAAUAAAAAUGUAUUAAUGGGUCAGAAUGCAAAUUUUUGUUAUGAAGACAAGAGUAUAAUAUCUAUUACUGUUGAAAAUAAUAUUGUGUUUAAAAAAAUAUUGUUUCAAAAAGAUGAAUCCUUUGCUUUUUACAUAAAAAAAGACCAAUCAAAGCCUAGCUUUCCAGAAAUUGCACAAAGACUUGAUUUAGUUAAAGGUCUUAAAAGACAAGAAGAUGGUACUAUAGUUUCUGCAAGUGCUCAAGCACUUCGUAUAAAAAAUUCACACAUUCUAAGCAUUACCACUGAGAAUGAUUUUGAACGUGUUCAAAGAAGUACAAAUAAAAGCUUUGAGCAGCUUUGGAUAAAAAGUUUUGAGGAAAAGCUUAGUAAUUUACUGAAUAAUUUUGAAAAUCAAGGAACAUUAUUGAAUAAAUAUGAGAUAAUGUAUUAUUGGAGAUGUUCCAUCCGAUUAUCACAUCUUGAUUUAGAACCGACUGAAGAGUAUGUUGAAGCUGUUAAAAACGCGUUAGACAAAAAAUUAAGUAAAGUACAAAGAAGAAAGGAACUGAAUAAAGUUGGUGAAAAAUAUGGUUUUUUUUUUGCGCAGGAAAUUAAACUUGGCGGAAAACUCCUCCAAGUAGUCAAAAAUCAAACAGAAGGAAUUAUGCAACAUCAAUUAAACGAUCAGGAAGUUAGCGCCGAUAAACUUAAAGUACUAGGUGGUGAUGUUGAAAAGAUUGCAAGAUAUAAUAAUAAAUCAGAAUGGUUAGAAUCCUUGAAGUUUUGUAAUAAUUGUGAAAUUAUCAUGUAUAAUGAUAAAUUAUCACUUUAUGAGUUACUUCCAGAAAAAUUGAAAUUAAAAGUGAGAAGAGUUAACAGUUUGAAAGUAUUUUAUUCAAAUGUCUUGACUACUAAUUAUUUUAGAGGUCAUUUUAUAACUAAAGUUCCCAAACCACCAAGUAUUUCAACGUUUAAAGGUUAUAAAAUAUUUGCAUCUGUUUUUAAUGCAGUAAAUAGAGAACCUUUCAACACAUUUAGCAUUAGAAUAGAUUAUCCAGAUUCAGAUAAUCCAUAUUUUGUAAUUCAUUGUCUUGAGCCAGUUACGGAAAAUUCAACACCAAUUAGCCUUUUAAUACCUUGGAUGGUUAUUGGAUAUGAAGAAAACCUUCCAUUUGAACCGUUUUCAAUUAACUCUGCAAGCUAUAUAAAAUAUAUUUGGACUAAAAAUCAUGAUGAAGCAGAGAUAGAAAUUCCAGGGUUAAUUACACAAAAACAUUGUUGGGUAGGAACUUGUGUUUUGCACUAUGAUGAAAAUCCAGGAUAUGAUUCAAGAAGAUCAGAAAUAGCAACUAGCUAUCAUUUUUGUCAAAAGGGAAACUAUAUGUCUAUAUGCUGCAAUCAACACAAUCUUUCAACAAACUCUACUAAUUUUACGGGUCGUAAACUAAAAUUCAAAAUUAAUUGUGCAAUUAUUUUUAAUGCGGAUGAUCCUGCCACAUCUCGCCCUCUUAUUGUAGAACCAGAAGGACAAAUCUGGGAGAGCAGAGAAAAUUGGAAACAACAAUCAAAGAGCAAAGAUAAUAUUUUUACUAUACGCAGAUGGUUAUUACCUAAAGAUGAAAGGCUUAUAUUUGCGAGUCUUUUGGGUUCAAAUUCUUAUAAACAACGGUGUCAUCCUUUUUUUUUAAACAUUAAUCAGGACCAUUUUAUAAUUAAAUCAUUAGAAAACUUGGCUAAUCAACCUAUAAAUCAGGUUAAUUAUGUUGCUAUGCCAAAAAUAGAAAGGAAUGAAAAUAUACCAAAGGAAGAGAUUUCUCAGCCUAUUUCUAUUUCUAGCAGUCAUGACAACCAUUUACACCCUAACUUUAUCGAAAAUGCCAUAAGAUUUCUCAAAUUAAACAAUGGUUUAAUCAUUGAAUCACGAGAUAUAUAUACUGCAACAAACCGUGCAUUCAAUUUUGAUCAAAGAAUAACAACAAGCAUUGAAAAAUGUUACAUAAAAAUAUCAAUGCCUAAAGAUAGAAAAGAAUUAUUUUUGUUGAAGAAUCACAUAGAUAUUAUUUCUUUUCAAUUGUUACCCCAAAAAUUAAUCCAAAUUAUGCUGAAACCUAACGUUUUUGAUGAUGAUUCGUCUUUUGAUCAUGUUCACUUUGAGGUUCAUUAUCCAAAAGUUGAAUUAAGUCUUGUGAAGGAGACUAUUAAACCAACAAAAGAAAUAAAAAUAGCAGUAGAUGAUGCAUUAAAUAGCAAUAAACCAUAUCGAGAACUAAUUAAAAUAUUCGAUACAUUUGGCUUUUUAAUAUCUCAAAAACUUAUGCUUGGACAAAAACUGUACAGAACAUUUUAUGGGGCAUCUUAUUCUCAGCAAUUAAAGACUAAGAAAAUUUUUUUUCAGAAUUAUCUACUAAAUUUAAAUGAUCUUUUUGUUCUAUGGGACAAUCAGUAUAGAUUUGAUGAAAUAUAUUUGAUGACAACAGAUGGAAAAUCAAUUGAAAAAAAUAAUAUUGAAAAAUGGUCAAAUGAUCAUUCUAAACAAGACUUUAAAUUAUUACAUAUUAUUAAUCGUAGUGAAUUCAUACCAAUUUAUGAAAUAUUCGAAAAGUCAAUAAGCCAUAAAAUUAAAACAAUUUUAGGAAUAGAUAAUCUUCCAAAGAUACUUAUGACAGGAGUUGUGCAGGUCAUUAAAAAUGUUAAAUAUUAUAAAAUAAACUUCCCAUUUAGUUUAGAAAGUAAUAAUUACCAUAUUUUCGCAAAGGUAAUUAGAUCUAAUGAUAAACAGUCUUUUGAUAAAUCUAUCGUAAAAAUACAAUCUGAAGAUAAGACUGGCUUUCUAGCAAUAAUUGAAAAGUUUGAUCAAAUCGAAAGUAUAGACCUAACAGACGUGCAAAUAAUGUGGAUGUUGGUUGGUUUUCCGGACGAAGUGGAUUUUUAUAGUAAGCAUACACGAGAUUUAUCGAUACUAAGCAUGGAAAGUAAAGACAUCGUUCUAGAUGAAAAUAAUAACAAGCAAGUAUUAAUAAACGUUCCAAGCAAUUUACCAAAAAACUCAAUAAUAGCUUUAUCAUUUGAUGAAUCUGAGAAUAAUGAAUCUGAAAGCGAUGAAUCAGAAGAUGAAUAUUUAAGUAAUAUGCCUGAAUAUGAAAUUAAGCAUUCUCUUCGUUCAUGUAUAUUUGCUUUUGAUAAAGAAUUUAUAGAAGCUGAUAUACCGACUAGCAAAUGUAAACAUAUUUAUUUAAAAGCAUUGGGCUUAUUAAUUAGUUAA